CGAGUCGUCUUCAUCUCGUCCGACGCUUCAACCCGCACCGAUCCUGCGCCACCCCUUCGCCGGCGGCUUCUCCCCUCCUCUUCCUCCGCCGCUGCAUCGCCGUCCCAGGAACUUGGACACGUCGCCUCUCGCCGGCGACCAUGUACCGCGCCCUCCGCUCUCUCAAGCAUCAUGGUGCUAGUAGGUUUGCUAGUACAAGUGUUGUGAAGCAGUCUUCAGGUGGUCUGCUUGGCUGGUUUCUUGGUGGUAACUCAAGCCAGCUUCCUCCGCUUGAUGUUCCACUCCCAGGCGUUAUAAUUUCUCCACCUCUGCCAGAUUUUGUAGAGCCAUCUAAGACAAAGAUCACCACUCUUCCAAAUGGCAUCAAGAUCGCAUCGGAGACAUCACCGAUUCCGGCUGUAUCAGUGGGACUGUACAUUGAUUGUGGUUCUGUUUAUGAGACAUCUUCUUCAUCUGGAACAUCACAUCUAUUGGAGAGAAUGGCCUUCAAGAGCACGACAAACCGGAGUCACUUGCGGUUAGUUAGGGAGGUAGAAGCCAUUGGAGGAAAUGUCUUUGCAUCUGCUUCUCGCGAACAAAUGAGCUAUACUUAUGAUGCACUGAAGUGUUAUGCACCAGAAAUGGUUGAAGUUCUCAUCGACAGUGUGAGGAACCCAGCAUUUUUAGAAUGGGAGGUCAAAGAGCAGCUCCAGAAGAUAAAAUCUGAAAUAUCUGAAGUGUCUGGUGAUCCACAUGGUCUACUUAUGGAAGCGCUCCAUUCGGCUGGAUAUUCUGGGGCUCUGGCAAAACCUUUGAUGGCUUCAGAAUCCGCGGUGAACAGAUUGGAUGUUGCUACCUUGGAGGAAUUCGUUUCUGAAAACUACACUGCCCCCAGGAUGGUACUUGCAGCAUCAGGAAUUGAGCACGAUGAGUUGGUUUCAGUCGCAGAACCACUUCUAUCAGACCUUCCCAGUGUGAAACGUCCUGAAGAGCCAAAAUCAGUGUAUGUAGGAGGGGAUUAUCAUUGCCAAGCAGAUUCUACAAGUACACACAUUGCACUUGCCUUUGAGGUUCCAGGUGGCUGGCGUCAAGAGAAAACUGCAAUGAUUGUGACUGUGCUUCAGGUGCUCAUGGGUGGAGGAGGGUCCUUCUCGACCGGUGGCCCUGGGAAAGGAAUGCAUUCUUGGUUGUAUCUCCGUGUCUUGAACAAUUAUGGACAGAUCGAAUCAUUCUCUGCUUUCAGCAGUAUUUACAACAAUUCUGGCCUUUUUGGAAUACAUGCAACCACUAACCCAGAUUUUGUAUCAAGUGCUGUGGAUUUGGCAGCAAGGGAACUCCAUGAAGUUGCAACUCCUGGAAAAGUUACACAAGAACAACUUGAUCGUGCUAAAGAGGCUACCAAGUCUUCAGUUCUGAUGGACUUGGAAUCAAGAAUCGUGGCCUCUGAAGAUAUUGGAAGACAGGUACUGACUUAUGGUGAAAGGAAACCUAUUGAGUACUUCCUGAAAACUGUUGAGGAGAUCACUUUAAAUGACAUUUCUUCAACUGCAAAGAAGAUUAUUUCUUCGCCGCUUACAUUGGCAUCAUGGGGUGAUGUUAUUCAUGUGCCUAGCUACGAAUCUGUCAGGCGCAAGUUCCAUUCCAAGUGAGCAUUCAGCACCUGGACCUGCGUGGGUUGUUCUGGAAUUUCAAGCCGCAGCUUUGCAGUGGCCAAAUGGCCAUCGACUGGAAUAAAUAGAGCCCAUACACAAUUUUUGCUGGACAGAUGAGGGGUGCAUGAUCAACUACCCUCCCUAUUCAUGUUCUCAACUAAGCAUGUGAUCAUGCUGCCACAAUUCCGCGGCCCCUAAAUCAUUCGGCGGCAUGCUGCGUUUUGUUCAGUGGCAUGCUGCGUUUUUGUUCAGACGCACGCCAAUAUCGUCCUUCCUGUUUUACAUUUUAAUAUAGAAUCAGAUGUUAUGGCCUCAUGGUUAAGCCAUUUGCCUAUUCAUCGGUGUCAGGUGUUUUUUUUAUUAGCGUGUUUGCCCAUUUGUACCAACAAGCUGUAAACAUAUACGAGUAAAAAGAGUAUUUCUAUUUGUCA
Molecule: messenger RNA, 2062 nt
Organism: Oryza sativa Japonica Group (Japanese rice)
Lineage: Eukaryota; Viridiplantae; Streptophyta; Magnoliopsida; Poales; Poaceae
Product: mitochondrial-processing peptidase subunit alpha
Biological process (GO): proteolysis
Cellular component (GO): mitochondrion
Molecular function (GO): metalloendopeptidase activity; metal ion binding
Source: RefSeq, a predicted model, not a curated record